Lolium perenne is the source of this 540-nucleotide messenger RNA. Lineage: Eukaryota; Viridiplantae; Streptophyta; Magnoliopsida; Poales; Poaceae. The record is from RefSeq and is a predicted model, not a curated record.
AUGGACCACGGGGCGGACGACGGCCGCAAGCGGCAUUUUGGUGGCGACCGGCGGUUGGAGGGAGAGGGCUACAGGCGGAGGGAUGCAGGCGGGAGGUUCGGGGACGGGAAUGGAGGCGGCGGCGGUGGGAGACAAGACGACGGCGGAAGGUACAACAACGAUUACUCUUUCGGGGGCGGAAGCGGUCAAGGCGGCCGCGGCUACAACAACAACGGGGUUGGCUGGUGCGACCGCGACCGCGACGGCGGAGGCGGAGGGCGCGAUGGUGGUGCUGGCGGCGGCCGGGAUGGCAACCGUGAUGGUGGUGGCGGAAGACGUGCUGAUGGUGGGAGACAGGACGGCGGAGCCAGGUUCGUGGAAGGGGACCAGGGUUACCGCUACCAGGAGCGGGGCCGGGACAGGGAGUCUCCCCCGCCAUGGUGGAGGGAGCAGAGGCUCUGCGAGGAAGCGCUGGCCAAGAGGCCGGUAGAACAGACCGGGUCCAAGGGGCAGGGCGACGGCCCAUCUGGUCAGGGCGACCGUGAGCGUGGCCAGCGAUAA